CUCUCCCCAACCGUGGAUUUCCUAUUACUCUCGUUACGACUCACUGAGCCCCAGGCCCAAGGAUAAUGAUGUGUUGUUUCUUGGUAGCAUAAUUUGUCACACGUAUAUUUCUUCUUCUUCUUCUCUUGCAGAAAGCACAGCUCCCUCUCACACACUCACACACUUCUUGUUAAUUCAGAAGAACAAAUGAUCAACGUCAACAAAUAACCUGAAAAUAGUGACUUUAUGAGUUGGAAUCAAUGGUUAUUUUGAGACACCACCGACUAUAGACUUUAAAGGGGAAAAAGGACAUUUCUUAAAAAGGAGAACAAAGGAAAAAUUCAAGUGAGAAUAUUGGGAACCCGGAGCUUACUUUCUUUUUUGUCAAGAGCUGAAGUCAGGUGGCGUUCACAGUCAGGAAGUCAUGUCCAGAUCGGGUGAUAGAACAUCCACCUUUGACCCAACACACAGUGACACCCUGCUGCACGGGCUCAAUCUCUUAUGGAGAAAACAGCUUUUCUGUGAUGUGACUCUCACUGCCCAGGGACAGCAGUUCCACUGCCACAAAGCUGUGUUGGCAUCCUGCUCCCAGUAUUUCAGAUCCCUCUUCUCUUCCCACAAUGUAAUCAACAAUGAGGGGAGCAAAGGGGACCAGGGCAGCAGUGGGACCCCCUCAUCCUCUCCUGAUGACAAGCUGGUGACCCCCAGCGCCAGGCCCAUCAAUAACCUGGUACUCCAGGGCUGCUCCUCCAUUGGACUACGAUUAGUGCUGGAGUACCUGUACACUGCCAACGUGACUCUUUCCCUGGACACAGUGGAAGAGGUUCUGUCAGUCAGCAAGAUCCUCAACAUCCCCCAGAUUACCAAGCUCAGCGUGCAGUUCCUCAACGACCAGAUCUCUGUGCAGAACUACAAGCAGAUCUGCAAGAUUGCCGCACUCCAUGGACUGGAUGAGACCAAGAAGCUGGCCAACAAGUACCUGGUGGAGGAUGUGCUGCUGCUGAACUUUGAGGAGAUGUGUGCCAUGCUAGAUGCUCUGCCACCCCCGGUGGAGUCAGAGCUGGCUCUGUUCCAGAUGUCAGUCCUCUGGCUGGAGCAUGACCGGGAGACUCGCAUGCACUAUGCGCCGGACCUUAUGAAGAGGCUGCGCUUCGCCCUCAUACCUGCUCCAGAGCUGGUGGAGAGGGUGCAGUCUGUUGACUUCAUGAGGAGUGACCCUGUGUGCCAGAAACUGCUCCUGGAUGCCAUGAACUACCACCUGAUGCCCUUCAGGCAGCACUGCAGGCAGACCACGGCCAGCAGAAUCCGUUCCAAUAAGAGAAUGCUGUUACUGGUGGGUGGUUUGCCUCCUGGACCUGAUCGUCUCCCCAGCAAUUUGGUCCAGUACUAUGACGACGAGAAAAAGACAUGGAAGAUCCUCACAAUAAUGCCUUACAACAGUGCCCAUCACUGCGUGGUGGAGGUGGAGAACUUCCUGCUGCUGCUGGGCGGAGAGGACCAGUGGAACCCCAAUGGAAAGCACAGCACUAAUUUUGUCAGCCGCUAUGAUCCCAGAUUCAACAGUUGGAUACAGUUGCCUCCUAUGCAGGAGAGGAGAGCUAGUUUCUUCGCCUGCCGCCUGGAUAAGCACCUGUAUGUGAUCGGUGGUAGGAACGAGAGCGGCUACCUCUCCAGUGUGGAGUCCUACAACCUGGAGACUAAUGAGUGGAACUACCUGUCGUCUCUGCCGCAGCCUCUGGCCGCCCAUGCAGGAGCAGUGCACAACGGCAAGAUCUACAUAUCAGGAGGAGUGCACAAUGGAGAGUACGUGUCCUGGCUCUACUGUUAUGACCCUAUAAUGGAUGUGUGGGCUCGGAAACAGGACAUGAACACAAAGCGAGCCAUUCAUGCGCUGGCUGGAAUGAACGACCGCCUAUAUGCUAUUGGUGGAAACCAUUUGAAAGGGUUCUCCCAUCUAGACGUGAUGUUGGUGGAGUGCUACGACCCGAAGGCUGACCAGUGGAACAUCCUGCAGACACCCAUCCUGGAGGGUCGCAGCGGCCCGGGCUGCGCCGUGUUGGAUGACAGCAUCUUCCUCGUGGGAGGCUACAGCUGGAGCAUGGGGGCCUAUAAGUCUUCUACCAUCUGCUACAGCCCAGAGAAAGGAACAUGGACAGAGUUGGAGGGAGAGGUGGCAGAGCCCUUAGCGGGCCCAGCCUGUUCCACCGUCAUACUGCCUGCCUGCCUUCCCUUUAACAAAUGACAACUAAUCCAACCGACGGGCGGUAAGAGCGAGGAGCAGCAGAGUGAAUGGGGGGAGGACCAUCAAUAAGCAAAACAGUCGUCCACAAUUUUGUGACAAACCCUCCGGUCAGAUGACGGGGGUGUGUAUAAAUUAUUUUUUUACAGGUUUGACCAGAGCACUUUCGUUAUUCCCUACUGAAGGUUUGGAAAAAAAAGAAGAAUUGUGUAACUCAUGUAUUUAAACUCAUCUGUGUUCUGAGAAAUGGUCAGUUUCAUAUUUGAUUUGAUUUAAACUGAUAGUACGUGUUUUUGGCUUCUCUUCUAUAGCACGCAUAGUGUUGAACUGAAUUAUAGCUUUCAAAUCCAUUGUAUCUUGUAUUCAGUAGAUGCAUAAUUCCAUCAAAAUGCAGUGUUGUUUCAUGGACUGACAGAAAAGGUGAUCAGUCCCAAACUGUCAUGGGGUUAUGUUAAACUAGGGCUGGGUGAGUUACAUUAACCGUGAUGAUCAAAGUGUAUAAAUAUCCUUCAUCCCUCACGUCAUAACUCACUUUUCUCUGGCUGGACUGUGCACUUAUCUCGCUUUCGGAUCAUGAUGCAACCGUUUUGUUGUCUCUACAAAUGAACAUAUUUACCUGUCUGAAAUUGAGACAUUUCCAGAAACUUUUCUUAACUGCAGUCAUUUAAUUAACUAAAAAAAUACACAGUAACUAGUUCUAGCAGGUACACUGGGUCCAAACACAACCAGGGGGACAUUGUAAAAAAGACGCAGUUACACAGUGAUCUUUAUGAGGAUGUGUCCAUAUCACCCAGCCCUAAUUUAUAAUGAAUUAUCUUAAUAAUUUACACCCAGACUGAAGUCGUGUUUCUGUAUAACUUGACAGAAGAAAUCUUGCCAAAUGUUUGUGGCAGCUAUUCUUCGUGCUGCAGGCAAAACAAUUUAAAGUUUGAUUCUUAAUCUUCAUACGACGCACUAAUGUUCUCUUUAAAGGAAUACUGAGGCCCCCAAAUUAAACAUUUGUCUAUCAGUUACUUGCCCUGUAUUACGUUACGUAUGAAGAAAACUUUGCUUUUCUUGCAUGCCUACACGGUGAACGUAGAAUGAAAAACCUAUAUCAAAAUAACAUACUCACACAGAUCAUGCAGUAUAAUCCAAGUCUCAUUUAUCCAGUCGUAUGCUCAGUACGCCCCAAACAGA
Molecule: messenger RNA, 3397 nt
Organism: Epinephelus lanceolatus (giant grouper)
Lineage: Eukaryota; Metazoa; Chordata; Actinopteri; Perciformes; Serranidae
Gene: klhl14
Product: kelch-like family member 14
Cellular component (GO): endoplasmic reticulum; neuron projection; neuronal cell body
Molecular function (GO): protein binding
Source: RefSeq, a predicted model, not a curated record